This is a messenger RNA of Macrosiphum euphorbiae (potato aphid), 228 nucleotides long. NCBI's taxonomy places the organism in Eukaryota, Metazoa, Arthropoda, Insecta, Hemiptera, Aphididae. The record is from the annotation of a GenBank genome assembly.
AUGUUAUGUUAUAAUCGUUAUGUUAUCGUCGAGGGCCGUUAUAAAUGGUGGCGACAAGGAGUGAUUUGGGGAUAUUUAUUAAAAGAUAUUAAAACAGAAAUAACCCGAGGUUCUAGAGUCACUUACGUUUACUUAAACAAAAAGGGUGCAACUUUAUCGUGCAGCGAAGUAAACUGUCCAAAACGGUUCCAUCUUUCUUGUGGAUUGAAAAAUGGGUGUAUGCGUUAA